Molecule: messenger RNA, 495 nt
Organism: Drosophila kikkawai
Lineage: Eukaryota; Metazoa; Arthropoda; Insecta; Diptera; Drosophilidae
Product: cuticle protein 38
Source: RefSeq, a predicted model, not a curated record
AAAAACCAAAACCUAUCAACAUGUUCAAAUUCGCUGCUAUCUUCUUCGCUGUUGUGGCUGUGGCUGCCGCCAAGCCCGGUAUUGUGGCUCCUCUGGCCUACACCGCUCCAGCUGUGGUGGGCAGUGCCGCCUAUGUGGCUCCCUAUGCCUCCAGCUAUACUGCCCACACCGUGGCCCACAGUGCUGCCUUCCCCGCUGCCUAUACCGCUCCCAUUGCCGCCGCUGCUUACACUGCUCCCAUUGCUGCUCCUCUGGCCGCCGCUUAUACCGCUCCCGUGACCCGCUUUGCCACACCCUACGCUGCUCCCUUUGCUGCUCCUUAUGCCGCCGCCUACACCUCUCCCCUGGCCUACAGCUCGCCUUACCUGGCCCGCCCGUACGUCGCCGCCGCUGCUGCCCCUCUGCUGCUGAAGAAGUAAAUCAACGAAUUUUGAACCCUAAGGAAAUAUUGCCCCAUGAGCUUGGCUCAUGGCUUGGCUUUUAUUUCUUUGUAAA